This is a messenger RNA of Ceratitis capitata (Mediterranean fruit fly), 1093 nucleotides long. It is a transcript of the gene Sgt, whose product is annotated as small glutamine-rich tetratricopeptide repeat-containing protein beta. NCBI's taxonomy places the organism in Eukaryota, Metazoa, Arthropoda, Insecta, Diptera, Tephritidae. The record is from RefSeq and is a predicted model, not a curated record. Gene Ontology annotation, molecular function: molecular adaptor activity; protein binding. The coding region runs from base 87 to 1031 and encodes 314 amino acids. The transcript has a single exon. Gene Ontology annotation, biological process: post-translational protein targeting to endoplasmic reticulum membrane. Gene Ontology annotation, cellular component: membrane; TRC complex.
UAUCGUCAUCCUUAGAAAUUUAGGAAACACUUAUCACCUAAAAGUUAACUCUUGAAGAAUUUUAGUUGUAAAAUAUAUUUUCUAAUAUGGCUGAUGAGGUUCAGAAGGAAUUCGUGCAAUCGUUUAUCAGCUUUUUAAAACGUCCAUCUACAUCUCAGCAUAUGUCUGCAGAUUGUAAAGAGAGUGUUGACGUUUCAAUUCAAUGCCUCCAAGCAGCAUUUGAUAUAUCCGAUGAAACAAUUGGGGAAGCAGCGUGUUUACCUGAAGCCAAUAAAGACAAAAAAGAUGAAAAAUUUGAUUUGUAUGAAAUAUUUGAGAGUUUGUUCAUUGAACGAAGCCCGGAAGUAUCUCGAUUGGCCGAAUCUUUUAAAAAUGAGGGCAAUCGUCUAAUGAAGGAUGGAAAAUAUAAUGAGGCUUUAUUACAGUAUAAUCGAGCUAUAUCGUUUGACCCCAAAAACCCGAUUUAUUACUGUAACCGUGCUGCAGCUCACAUUCGUCUAAACCAUAAUGAAAAUGCUAUUACAGACUGUAAAACGGCGUUAUUAUAUAAACCUACGUAUAGUAAAGCUUAUGGAAGACUUGGCAUAGCAUACUCGAAUUUGAAUAAAUUCUCUGAAGCUCAACAAGCUUAUGAAAAAGCCAUUGAGCUAGAGCCAGACAAUCGAGACUAUCGCAAUAAUUUGGAAGUAGCUCGUGAUGCAGCUCAAUCACGACAUUCUCUUCCUCAUAUAACUGAUGGACUUAAUACUAUGCUGUCCACUCCAGCAAUAAGAAAUAUUUUUAACAAUACCGACAUCGAUUUGGAGCAAUUACAAACAUUAUCUCAAAACCCAGCCGUUAUAAGUGCUGUUAAUCAACUUUUCUCUGGUGCAACAGUAAAUAGUGGCGAAGCUAAUGGAACUCCAGUAAUUCCAGGGAAUGUGUUACAACUUUUCCAAUCAUUUGCGAGCCAGAUGGCUUCAGCCCAAGAAGAAGGGAGUUCCAACGAUGGAUUCAAUUCAAAUCCAGAUUCUGGUGCCCCCAACUCUUGAGAGCCUCAAUAUCUUAAAGUCAUAAAUUAAUAUAUUUAAUAAAUGUAUUUGUUUCUACCAAU